AAAGCUAUGGAACCAUUAAUUAAGUAUGAAAGUUGUGAUGAUUUUUAUGAAGCAUCAUCACAAAAUCCUGCCGAAGAAAAUCAAACUGAAAAUAGAAUAAAUAAUGGAAAACGAGAUUUUGAGGAAAUACAACAUAGACUUCCAAGUGGGCAAUGUCAGCAAGAACAAAGGCAUUUAGGUACUAUGUCUUCAACUAUACCUAAUGAUUUUGAUUUGUUUGCCAUACACCAACCGCAAAUACCUGUGCUAGAAUAUCCGAGCAAUACAAAUGAUGCCACUCCUCCACCAAAAAAAUAUAGACGCGGAGAAGGUAAUAUCUUAUUCAAUGCUCCUUUUUUUCAACUGUUGGAUGAUUUACAUUUGGUAGCACAUAAAGGACCGAUAAGUGCUCGUUGCUACAGUUGUGGCAUUGUGGUGAAAGGUAGCAAAAACGUUUCCUCAAAUUUUAUCAAACAUAUGAAACGAGCUCAUCCUGAAAUAAAUAAAAUGUACGACACUUACAAAAUACACCGCAUAAGAACUGGAGUGAUUCCAACUCUACUUGGCGGCAAUCAAACAAAAAAAAUUUCCUUACCAAAAGCAGCAGUAUCGAAUAAUGGCGAUUUAUUAGAAAAUCAUUCAUCGGCUUUUGAUGCUUCAAUAUUUCUGGAAGCGUCUGAAAUUCAAGAGGAGGAGGGAAAUUCUGAAAUUUCUGAACCUGACGCAGAGACUAUGCCCAAUUCUUCGGAAAAUGGCGAACUAUAUGACAGUUCUAAAGAAUCGGUACCUCAAAAAUUGGCAUCAUUUACACAACCACACUCGGCGAGUUCUGCUGACGACGGCAGCAUAAAGGAAAGAGAGACGAACGCAAUAGAUUUAUCGCAGAAAACCUUGUAUUUAAUUGGUGAAAUGAUGAAUGAAAAACUGAAGGAGUUCGUGACCCAAAAUGAAUUUAAGAAUUUAUCUAAAGUCGUGGAAGAAGCAAUGGGAAAAAAGCAGACACCCACUGCGGACUUUAAUCUCGCGUCUAUCACCGAAUUGAGAAAAGAAAUUGAUUUGUUAAAAAGUGAAAGUAAAUCGUUAAAUUUAUUAGUGAAACAACUACAAGCCAGCAAAUAUAAAAUGAAUUGUGAACUUUACACAAUGGAACGUUCAUUGAAUCAACGUAAGAUCCUGAUUAAGAAUUUAAGAAUUUUAGAUACUUCGCAACCACAACAAGCUGUAGAAACUUUAUUACAACAAAGAUUAGGUUUGGAAGGAAUUCCCUUACUUAAUGUCACAGUAUUACCUUCCACUUCCAAAACCAACAUAUCUAAUACAGCUAAAGAGACAGUUUUAUUGGAAUUAAAACAUGAACAGGAUUCUAGCAAGAUUUUCGCUCAAUCAUAUAAAUUGAAAAAUUCCGGCAUAUUUAUUGAACCAGAAUUAUCGCUAUUUCAACGUAAACGGAGAGAGAAACUUUUGGUUUUAAGGAAAGAAUUACUGCGUCGUAAACCCGAUUUAAAAGUAACGAUACGCAACGCCACUUUACUGGUGAAUGGACAAAAUUUUUAUUGGUGCGAUAUUCAAGGUUUAUGUCAUGCUACAAAUCAUACGGAAACUUUGCAAAUAAAUGCAACAGAGUACUUAAAAUCGUUAACCGGCAUAGAUUUAAACGAAUUCAUAACUAUUUUGCAAAAUUACGAUGUACAGAUGAGAUGACCGUUUGUCGUGGAACU
This is a messenger RNA of Glossina fuscipes, 1697 nucleotides long. RefSeq lists its product as uncharacterized. Bases 7 to 1680 code for a protein of 557 amino acids. The record is from RefSeq and is a predicted model, not a curated record. Lineage: Eukaryota; Metazoa; Arthropoda; Insecta; Diptera; Glossinidae. The transcript is spliced from 2 exons.